Lampris incognitus (smalleye Pacific opah) is the source of this 1076-nucleotide messenger RNA. It is a transcript of the gene tmem182a, whose product is annotated as transmembrane protein 182a. The record is from RefSeq and is a predicted model, not a curated record. The transcript has 5 exons. Gene Ontology annotation, cellular component: membrane. NCBI's taxonomy places the organism in Eukaryota, Metazoa, Chordata, Actinopteri, Lampriformes, Lampridae. Bases 330 to 1076 code for a protein of 248 amino acids.
CCUGGGUGUGAGGUGGGGUGGGGGGACGACUCCAAACUCCUCUGCGAUCCCACAGAGUCAUGUGCACCUCCCUGUCCUCAUCAACACACACUGUCUGAGGGACGAGAGUCGCAGCUGGGACAAGAACCCCCACGAUAACCCUACCGGACCUCAUAAGGACCCGCUGAAUUUUGGAUAUACAGUACAAGAAGAGAUAUUGUGAAUGAUAUUUGUAAUUUAUCUUUGUUCUUUUUUUUUUCUUUACUAGUCACCUGUUCAGACAGUAGUUGAGGAAACUGAGUCAGUGAGUCUUUUAUUCAACGACUGGGUGACCGGUUAGUCCUGAAGUCAUGAAGCUGAGCAUUGCUCUGUGUUUUGCGGGGCUUUUUGGGGCGCUCGCCGCCGUAUUCGUCCUCCUGUCUUUUGGAACAGAUUACUGGCUCCUGGCCUCCGAGACCUGUGGCCCAAAACUCAACGAAUCUACAGGGCUGGAUGGCAUCGUCAUAAAGCAUGAAGAUAUGGGGACGGAGGACAUGGGGGAAAUGAGCACUUUCUACCAUGAGGGCUUCUUCUGGAAAUGUUCCUUUGGGGGCAACGUAGAUGACAACAACCUGCUGUGGAAACUCUGGUUCACAAAUCAGCCACAUUCAAAAGUAUGCGUGCACGCAUACCUCUUCCCGUUCCCAGUGUCCCACCGGUCCUACAAUACCACGGAUUACGACUCCGCUAUUAUCUACAGAGGCUUCUGGAGCAUCUUCAUGCUGGUUGGUGUAGCUGCUGUGGUGAUCGGCGGCUUCCUCAUCAUCUGCGCCGCUCCGUUCGCCAGUCACCAGCUGUACAAGGCAGGGGGCGGCCUCUUCCUGGCGGCCGGUCUGUUCCUGCUGGGUGUGGUGGUGAUGUACGUGCUCUGGAUCCAGGUGCUGGAUGUGGUGGAUCUCUAUGUGGACCACCAGCGCGCCACCGUGUGUCCGCACUUCCAGCUGUCUCUCAGCUACGGUCUUUCCUUCAUCCUCGCCCCCAUCGGCAUCUUCUUCUGCCUGCUGGCUGGCCUCCUCUUCCUCCUCAUCGGUCGUUCGAUCCGGAUCCACUACCACUGA